UAUCCUGGACUUCCUGGAUCUUCUUCCUCCUGCCCCACCCUCCUUUCUGGUGACACUGAGAGUAUAAAAUGGGCCUGGGUUCUGCCCGUGCAUCACAUAAAGUUCAACAUGAAGACAGGCACCAUCUUUGUUCUGGUGGCUUUCAUCGUCAGGGGCCUGGAGGUGGCCUAUACUCAGAGACCUACUUUCGGAGCAAUCUGUGUGAAGGAGUGUUCAGAAGACAGGGACUGUGAAAGAGGAAAAGAAUGCGUGGAGAUUGGCUGUGCACGUAUCUGCGCCCCACAGGCUAAAAGAGGCUACUGUGAGAUCCGGUGCUGGAAAAACUGGAACUGCGGAGCCAGGAAAUGGUGCGUGCAGAAGGGCUGUAGGAAAGUCUGUUCCAGCUUCGCCAAAGGAGAAAUCUGUAUGGAGCACUGCCAAAGAGACGGGGACUGUGGAGCUGGAGAACAAUGUAUCCAGAAGGGAUGUAGUCGAGUCUGCUCUUCAGUCCGGGACCCAGGAGGUUUCUGUGUGGAGGAAUGCCAAGGACCCUGGGACUGCGCUAUAGGGAGCUGGUGUGUCAACAACGGAUGUGGCCAUGUCUGCAUACCCUUAGGAAACCCAGAUGAACGGAGAGCUGGAACUUGUCCACAGCGGACACCAGAAUCGUCUGGAAUUUGUGUUGAAAUGUGCACAGGGGAUGAAUCCUGUCCCCUGGGACAAAAAUGCUGCAGCAAUGGUUGUGGACACGUUUGUCAAACCGCUGUUUGAACCGAGGAGGACUUCAUUAUCCGUUCGGAUGAUAAUUGAACCUUGGCCUCCUUCAGUAACUGUUCCCAAACGUCAUCUUUAUUCUAAGAGCUAACUUGGUUUAAGUGUUGAAUUGUGGCAAUUGUUUGAGGAAUCAUGGGGUGACUGUUUUCAAAAUUAUCUUUCUUCUUAAUAAAAUGAUUUCUGUAACAUUA
This is a messenger RNA of Delphinapterus leucas (beluga whale), 944 nucleotides long. RefSeq lists its product as uncharacterized. NCBI's taxonomy places the organism in Eukaryota, Metazoa, Chordata, Mammalia, Artiodactyla, Monodontidae. Gene Ontology annotation, cellular component: extracellular region. Gene Ontology annotation, biological process: innate immune response; antibacterial humoral response. The record is from RefSeq and is a predicted model, not a curated record. Gene Ontology annotation, molecular function: serine-type endopeptidase inhibitor activity.